GCCUGACCCCGUGGCGGACGAGCGCCGUCCUGAAGAUUUUCAGCAAUGUGGACAACAGAUGAAAUUGCCAGUAUGUGCUAUACACAUUAUUCUACCAAGCUACCAAAGAAAGGUCUGCCGGAUCCAGGACGAGAAUGGACUCUACUCGCUGCUGUGUUAAAAGUUGAGGAGAAACCAAGCAUUAAGAGCAAUGAUGAAUUUCUGGAAGUUGUUGCCAUGGGAACUGGAUCAAAAUGCAUUGGACAGACAAAAAUGAGUAAAAAUGGUGAUGUUGUUAAUGACAGCCAUGCAGAGGUGACUGCACGGCGUGGGUUCCUGAGGUACUUGUAUCAUCAACUUAAAGAGGCAUUCAAAAAUAAAAAUAGCAUCUUCAUCACAAGCAGCGAAAGGGGAAAAUGGAAACUGAAGCCAGGCAUUACCUUUGUGUUCUUUAUUAGCCACACUCCAUGUGGUGAUGCUUCUAUUAUUCCAAAGGUAGAACAUUACAGUGAACCUUCUAUGAACAUGAGAGUCAUGGGGAGUGAAGAGCAAAAUAUUAUUGCUGUUCAAGUUAAUAAAAAUACUGAAGAUGCACAAUUAUUCCAUUAUGAAGAGCACCUGCAGGGCAAAAGACAAAAAGGCGAUGCAAAUUCUACAGUGGUUCCUAAAAAAAGGAUAAAAAGAGCUGAUGAAAAUGGAGAUUUACCUGAAAGUAGCAGUGUUUGUGAAAACAAACCCAGUCAUCUGUCUGAGAAAGAAAGUAAUACUAUCCAGAUCAACAAUAAUCAACUUUAUGAAGCAGAAAUAAUGUCCAAGAGCAACCAUUAUACCACUCCAUCUCAAAAUACGUUUUCAUUGGCUGUGGAGAAAACCAAACAGAUACAAAAUAAAGUUUUGGAUAUACACCGAACUGGCGCUAAAUGUGUGCCAGGUGGCCUUCAGGAUUCUCUGAAGCCUGGAGUUGACUAUCACUGUGUGGAAUCAUUGAGAGUGAAACCAGGAAGAGGCAGCAGAACAUUAUCAAUGUCGUGUAGUGAUAAACUUGCACGUUGGAAUAUUCUUGGUUGUCAAGGAGCACUUCUCAUGCACUUCCUCAAGGAGCCAGUGUAUUUCUCUUCUAUUGUAGUAGGACACUGUCCGUAUAACUAUGAUGUCAUGAAGAGAGCUAUAAUAGAUAGGUGCCGUAACAUAACUUCACUGCCAAAGGAAUUCAGAGUUCAAGAUGUGAAGAUGCAGCAGUCACAGCUGGAGUUUGCACACAGUCGCCAUUCAGCGCAAAGUAACUAUGAUUCCAGCAAAGGGAGGCUUGUACCUUGUGCAGCAGCAAUAAGUUGGAGUGCUAUACCAGACCAGCCACUAGAUGUCUCUGUAAAUGGCUAUAAACAAGGAGCCACAAAAAAGAUACUUGGAACCCCACAAGCGAGGUGUAGAAUUUGCAAGGCUGAGCUUUUUGUGUUAUUCCAAGAGCUCCUCUCUUUUCUUUCUGAACAGAACUAUCCAGAAUCCCUUCGAAACGUUAAACUAAAAACUUACUGGGAAUUCAAGGAAGCUGCAGCAAAUUACCAACAAGCAUGGAAUGAAGUACUGAAGCAAGCAUUUGUAACGUGGAUCAGAACCCCAAGGGACUUGCUGCAAUUUUAUUAGGUAGCAAACAAUACAGUAACAUGACAAAGAUAAUUGCCUUUUCUGCCACGUGGAUGGUCACAGCAGAUUUUUUUUAUCUUUGCCUUUGAAAUCUUUCAGGGAUAAAACAUGUAUGAGCAAUUUUUUUUUAACUGUUAGCUUUUAAUUAAACUGAUUGUUGACUAUUCCUAGAUUGAAACUAAAAGGGAAAUUUGUUGGCCUCCAAUUCUAGUAAUUUACCAGAAUUGUGUUAUUGGUAUUUAAUAGCUUGGAAUAGUAGUGCAAGUUAGAUACCUUUUUAUAUUUUUAUUUGGUUUGUAGCAUUAGGAACCUAAUUCUUUGUGUGUAUAAUUUUAGAUUUAUUUCUUUCUCUGCUAAUAAUCCAUACUUGUUAACCUCUUUCUUUGGCCAUAUUGUAUUAUAAACAACUCUCCCAAGUAUGACUUUCUAGUGUGUUCGUUUUGCAAAGUAUGGAACACUUUUUAAGAAAAGGCAUAGUAAAGAAACUAUAUGCCUACGGUUAAUAACUUACUUCAAAAGCACUUUCCCAUACUUCAUAAAUAAACAUCUUUGCAUGUAAGUAUUUUGAGCUUCAUUUUUUUUUCAUUUUCAAGCACAUUGGAAUGUAUUGCAAAGAUACGUGAAAUAGUGUAUUGGGAUAAUUAACAGAAGUAGUCUCUCACAU
Molecule: messenger RNA, 2287 nt
Organism: Mobula hypostoma (lesser devil ray)
Lineage: Eukaryota; Metazoa; Chordata; Chondrichthyes; Myliobatiformes; Myliobatidae
Gene: adat1
Product: adenosine deaminase tRNA specific 1
Exons: 10
Coding region: 46-1623 (525 amino acids)
Biological process (GO): tRNA processing
Molecular function (GO): tRNA-specific adenosine deaminase activity; RNA binding
Source: RefSeq, a predicted model, not a curated record